CACGGCCGCCGGCGCCGCUCCUCCUCCGUGUCAGUUGUUGGUUUGUAAUGGCGACUGGGCCGCCCCUGCCAAAGUGACUCCCGGGCGGGGGAGCGUGGCCAGACCUGCGCCAGAGGGAACUGCAGAGAGCCGCAGCUCAGGGGUUGGCUUGCUGUGGGGGAGGGGAGGCAGCCUUUCCGCCUCUUCCUCCUUUCUUGCAGACCAGAGGGUCUCCAGAGCCGGUGCGAGGCGGGUUCCCGGUGCGUCCCCGCAGCGGGGAGGGCAGGCCGGACAGCCCUGGGGCCGGUCGGGGCGGCGUCACUGCACCCUCCGCCAGGCCCUGCGGGAUGCACCGUGGGAGCCGAGGGCGGAGGCGACACUCUCAGGUAAAUUGGCAGGAUGAGGAGCAGCAGAUCAAAAGAGGUGCCUUUACCAAAUCCAAGGAACUCUCAAAGCAAGGAUACUGUUCAAGACACAACCACAUCAUGGGAUGCACUUUCUCAGACCAAGGCUGCUCUGAGGCACAUUGAAAACAAGUUAGAAGUAGCUCCGACAAGUACAGCUGUGUUUGAUUUGGUCAUGGAUGCCAAGAAAUCUUCUGCAAGUGCAACCCGAAAAAUAAGUAGGAAAGAUGGUAGAUACAUGGAUGAUUCUUGGGUUAAUGCUCUAACCUCCAAAUACUCUAGAUCACGAAAAGAGAAAUCUCGUAGUCCUCUCAGAGCUACCACUCUGGAAAGUAAUGUGAAAAAAAAUAAUCGUGUGGAAUUUCGUGAACCUUUGGUUUCUUACAGGGAAAUCCAUGGUGCACCUUCCAAUUUAAGUCCCAGCUAUCUGGAGUCAAAGCAUGUCUAUUGUGUUGAUAUUAAUGAAGAAAAGGCUGAUAGUAGUAACCGGGUCUUAAGCAAUCAAGAAGAUCAGAAUAUACAUAACUGUGAGAGCUCCCAGUCAUCUAUGAUUAAUGAUACAGUUGUUAGGUUUUUAAAUGAUCGACCAGCAAUUGAUGCAUUGCAGAAUUCUGAAUGUUUGAUUAAGGUAGGCGCUCCUAUGAGAACUGAGGAAGAAAUGCCUAAUGGGGCAAAAGGAAACGAGAACAACCUGAAGCCCCCUGUGAAUAACCUGGGCAAUGAUGUUGAUCCAAAAAUGCUACAGCUAUCUGACUCUUCUCCAUCCUCUACUAGUACUUCCAAUUCCCAAAGAUUAGAUAUUUUAAAGCGGCGACAACAUGAUGUCAAACUGGAAAAACUCAAGGAGCGGAUAAGGAAACAGUGGGAACACUCAGAAGAAACACAUGGCCGGGGCCAGAAUUUGGGUCAUAUUGACCAUCCAGUAAUGGUUGUUAAUGUUGAUAAUUCAGUUACAGCAAAAGUCAGAAAAGUGGCAACAGCGCCACCUGCUCCAGCAUAUAAAGGUUUCAACCCUUCAGAGACCAAGAUUCGAACACCUGAUGGGAAAGUGUGGCAGGAGGCUGAGUUUCAAAACAUGAGUAGAGAACUAUAUCGAGAUUUAGCACUUAACUUUGCAGACGAUAGCUCUACAAAAGAGAAACCUGCUGAAAAAAGUAAAGAGAAGAAAGCGGUCAAGCCAGUACGAAAAGUCCAAAAAGCAACACAGUUAUCAAGUCCAGAAUGCAAAACAGGUAGUAGUCGUCUUAUAAGUACAUCUUCUUGGCGAGAUGGACAAAAAUUAGUAAAGAAGAUUCUGGGACCUGCACCCAGGAUGGAGCAAAAAGAGCGAAGAACAGCAUCAAGUGACAGAGGUGGAAGAGAAAGAACUGCUAAAUCUGGGGGUCAUGUCGGAAGAGCAGAAUCUGAUCCCAGGUUGGACGUUUUACAUAGACAUCUUCCAAGAAGCUCAGAAUGUUCGAAAAGUAGAGCUCGGUCUGAAAAUAAUAUAAAAAAAUUAGCUCCAUCUCUUCCAGAUAAUAAACAGGAGGAAAAUAAUGCCUUAAAUAAGGACUUCUUACCUAUUGAAAUUCGUGGCAUUCUUGAUGACUUACAGCUGGAUUCUACAACUCAGAUUUCCAGGCAAGAGACUGACGAGUUACAGAAUCAGAAGUCAUCAGCACCUGUACAAGUUCCUAGGAGUAAUAGCCCAGUAAAAAGAAAACCUGACAAAAUAACAGCUAAUGAAGAUCCCCCUGUUAUUUCCAAAAAACGUCACUAUGACACAGAUGAGGUACGACAGUACAUUGUUAGACAGCAGGAGGAAAGGAAGAGGAAGCAGAAUGAAGAAAAGAAGGCUCAAAAGGAGGCUACUGAACAAAAGAACAAACGAUUACAAGAGCUCUACCGAAAACAGAAAGAAGCCUUUACUAAAGCAAAAAAUAUGCCUCCUUCUGAGCCAUCGGCAACUAGGCGGCUACAGGAAACUUACUCCAAAUUACUACUUGAAAAGCCCUUGCUUGAAGAGCCCUCUCAUCAACAUGUUACGCAGGAAACACAGGCUAGACCAGGGUAUCAGCCAUCUGGAGAGUCCGAUAAAGAGAACAAAGUACAGGAACGUCCCCCAAGUGCAUCUUCCAGUAGUGACAUGUCUCUAUCAGAACCUCCACAGCCUCUUGCAAGAAGGGAUUUGAUGGAACCUACGUGGAUACAUCCUGAUAGACUGAGCCCACGAGUUCAUCAUUCUCAACCACAGCCUCUUGUUGGAACAGCUGGAAAUUUACUCUCUCAUCUUUUGAAUCUAGAGCAUGUAGGAAUGUUGCAUAAGGAUUUUGAAUCUGUUUUACCAACUAGGAAGAACCAUAAUGUAGCUUCAGGGCCAUUAACUUUUACACCUCAACCAUAUCUGACCUCACCAGCUGCUCAGCCAGAUGCCUUGUUAAAACCUAGUACCAGCCAAUAUAAGAGUAAAUUGGAUCGUAUUGAAGCCUUGAAAGCAACAGCUGCUUCUUUGUCCAGCAGAAUUGAAAGCGAAGCCAAGAAAUUAGCUGGGGCCAACAUUAACUAUGGGUCAACAUGGAAUACUGAGUAUGAUGUGCAGAAAGCACCUCAAGAAGAUGGCUCUUGGGCCAAGGCUCUAAGUCCACCUGUGAAAGAUGUUGCUGAAGAUGUUUUCUCUGCCCGAAUUCAGAAGAUGCUGGGAACCUGUGUAUCUCAUGCAACUUUUGAUGAUGAUCUUCCAGGUAUAGGCAACCUUAGUGAAUUUAAAAAGCUUCCUGAGAUGAUAAGACCUCAGAGUGCCAUAUCAAGCUUUAGAAUGAGAUCCCCUGGUCCUAAACCAGAAGGGCUGCUGGCACAGUUGUGUAAGAGGCGUACUGACUCUUCCAGCUCUGAUAUGCAAGCCUGUUCUCAAGACAGAGCCAAAAGGUCGCUUGGUUCCAGCAUAGAUUCAGUCAGUGAUGGUCCUCUUCUUAGUGAGGGAAGUCUCUCUGAAGAAGAGGGAGGCCAGGAUGGACAGCCUCUUUUGACGGUAGCAGAAAUUUUAAAAGAAAAGGAAUUUUGUGCUGGAGAAAGAAAUACUUACGAACCCAUCAAAGAGUUUCAGAAGGAAGCUGAAAAAUUCUCACCACUUUAUGGUCACAUAGGUGGUAUACAAAGCAGAGGACCAUGGGAAGAAUUGGCAAAGGGAAGUCCAAAUAGUGUCAUUAAUAUUUUUACAAAAUCGUAUCAGUUAUAUGGAAAAGUGUUUGAAGAUAAGAUGGACAGAGGAAUAUCAGCAUCACAGCCUUUUAAUGCCAUCACAACCCCUCUAAGCAGUAUUUCAUAUGAAGAUGAUUUUGUCUCCUCUCCAGGGAGUGGGACUUUGACAGAAAAAAGAUCAACUGUUGAACCUAAUAUUGGUGGUAGCACUUUAGGCAUUCAAGAGGACCAUUCUGGCAGAAAGUUGGCCUAUGAUCUUUCCUCUGUGGAUAUUACUUCCCAGCAUUCAUCAGAAGCCCGUUCUGCUGCAUCAUCUCGUUCAUCUACUUCUUCCAAAGGAAAGAAAGGAAAAAAGGAAAAGACAGAAUGGUUGGAUUCAUUCACUGGAAAUGUUCAGAACUCACUUCUUGAUGAGGAAAAAGUACAGUCUGGCUCAGAACGUGGUUCCCAUCAAGGAAAGAAAUCUGGGACCAGUAGCAAACCUUCUGUUAAGGAUUAUGAACAGACUGUUGACCCUGAUAGCACUUUGGAGGGUCUUUCUGGUCAUUCUGUGAGUGUCUCAUCAGACAGGGGGCGAUCUCAGAAAACUCCAACUUCUCCCCUAUCUCCAAGCUCCCAGAAACUGUUGCAGUUUGACCCUCCAAGAACUUCAUUAGAAAAGUCCUCAGUAAUGCCUACAACUACAACAGCACUUAAGCCUAAUGCAGCUUUCACAGAUUUGAAUUUGACUGCCAACAGAACAACCUCAGAGAUGGCUUCAACACCAGGUUCUAAGCGCUUUUCUCCUGCUGGCCUCCAGCAUCGCAUGACAGCAGAGCUCAGUUAUCUGAAUGCCAUUGAGGAGUCUGUACGCCAGUUGUCAGAUGUAGAAAGAGUUAGGGGCAUUUCUCUUGCUCAGCAGGAGAGUGUGUCGCUGGCUCAGAUCAUAAAGGCACAGCAGCAACGCCAUGAAAGAGACUUGGCCCUCUUGAAACUAAAAGCUGAACAAGAGGCUCUGGAAUGUCAGAAACAAUUAGAAGAAACCCGAAACAAAGCAGCUCAGGUCCAUGCAGAAUCCUUACAGCAGGUGGUUAAAACACAACGGGAAGUAACUGAUGUCCUGCAGGAAGCAACAUGUAAAAUAGCCGCUCAGCAAACAGAGGCUGCUCGCCUCACCACUGAUGCAGCACGCCAAAUCUGUGAGAUGGCAGAGUUGACACGAGCGCAUAUCUCAGAUGCUAUCACCGCUUCAGGAGCUCCUCUAGCAACACAAUAUGACCACCAGCGGCAACAUCUUCCGGACUUCAUGAAACAACUGAGUACUAGAGCUGAAACAGAUAGGAAAAGUCAAUCUGUUUCACUCUCUCAGAGUAAAGAAGGAAUUCUUGACUCAAAGCAUCAGAAACAUUCUCCUUCAUCUGAUAGUUAUUCUGAGUCUUCAAGAUACAAGAAUCAUGGUCGAAGAAGUAGUAGUGGUAGCAGCCAUCAAGAAAGUCCUUCAAUUCCACCUUACAAGGAAAAUGAGAAGAAACUUCAUGGUGAAAAGAUGGAGAGUUCCAUUGAUGAACAGGUUCGGACUGCUGCAGAUGAUUCUUUACGAAGCGAUAGUGUUCCAUCUCUUCCUGAUGAGAAAGAUUCAACUUCUAUUGCAACAGACUAUUCCCUGAAGUUUGAUGAGUCUAUGACAGAAGAUGAAAUAGAAGAAAAAUCAUUUCGAUCUUUACUACCUUCUGAGAGUCAUCGCAGAUUUAACAUGGAAAAGAAAAGAGGCCAUCAUGAUGAUUCUGAUGAAGAAGCUUCCCCAGAAAAGACUGCUAUACUGUCUUCUACCAAGGAGCUGAGCAUGCCAUUCUCAGGAGGACAAGAUAGUUUUUCUAAAUUCACUAUGGAGAUGGUUCGACAGUAUAUGAAAGAAGAGGAAAUGAGGGCAGCUCACCAAUCUUCACUCUUGCGUCUGCGUGAAAAGGCCUUGAAGGAGAAAACUAAGGCUGAAUUAGCCUGGCUAGAGCAUCAAAAAAAACAUCUACGAGACAAAGGAGAAGAUGAUAAAAUGCCCCCACUCCGGAAGAAACAGCGUGGUUUGCUCUUAAGGUUGCAGCAGGAAAAGGCAGAAAUAAAACGUCUUCAAGAAGCCAACAAGGCAGCUCGGAAGGAAAGACAACUGAUUCUUAAACAGCAAGAGGAGAUAGAAAGGAUCCGGCAGACCACCAUAAAACUGCAGGAGAAGUUGAAGUCUGCAGGGGAGAAUAAAUUGGACUCUCAUAGUGAUGAUAACACAAAGGAUAAUAAGGCAACUAGUCCUGGUCCAACUGACUUGGAGACCCGCAGUCCUUCUCCUAUUUCAAUUUCCAGCAGUGAAACAAGCAGCAUUAUGCAGAAACUGAAGAAAAUGAGAAGCCGCAUGGAUGAAAAGUUUCUAACAAAGCGAGAGCAGAAACUAAUGCAACGGCGACAACAUGCAGAGGAGCUCCUAGAGUGGAAGCGGCGUUUAGAUGCAGAAGAAGCAGAAAUUCGUCAAAUGGAAAAACAAGCUUUGGCUGCCUGGGACAAAGAGUUAAUAAAACCCAAAACACCUAAGAAAGAACUAGAGGACCAGAGAACAGAACAAAAAGAAAUAGUGAGUGAGGAAGACUCUCCAGUACCUUUCUUCUCUCAUCGAAACAGUGAAAGCUCUAUUCCAGAAGAACUGGGCAGUCCUGCUGUUGAAUAUACACCAUCUGAAUCUAUAGUGCAGGAGCAGCAUGGAAGUCCAGAUCACAGUAUACUUACUGAAGAAAUGGUUUUUUCACAGGAACUAGAAUCUUCUACCUCUCCUAGUAAACAUUCACCUCCCAAAAGCUGCACAUCUGUGUCAAAGCAGGAGUCUAGCAAAGGAAGUCGUAGGACUGCAGGACAAUGUCAUCUGCCUUUCAAGUCUCAUCAACACUGUAGUAGUUGGUCAGAUGAGUCAUUAUCUAUGACACAAUCAGAAACUACAUCUGACCAGAGUGACAUUGAAGGUAGGAUCAGAGCCCUGAAGGAUGAGCUACGGAAAAGGAAAUCAGUUGUGGACCAGUUGAAAAAGGAACAGAAAAAAAGACAAAAGGAAAGACUGAAAGCCCAAGAAGCCAGUCUGAUCAAACAGUUAGAGUCAUAUGAUGAAUUCAUUAAGAAAACUGAAGCCGAGCUUAGCAGGGAUUUGGAAACAUCACCAACAGCCAAGCCUCAAAUUAAAACAUUCUCUUCAGCUUCUGAAAAACCCAAGAUCAAGUCCCUUCCACUACACAGAUCUGAAACAACAAAGAAUUGGAAAUCUCUAGCAGACUCAGAACGUUCCAGAGGAUCCCUUGAGUCUAUUGCUGAACAUGUUGAUGCUUCAUUGUCAGGUUCUGAGAAAUCACUAUCAGAAAGAUCUUUACCUGCAUAUGCAAAGAGAGUGAUUGAAUGGGACAGUCGAACAGAUUUUCAGACACCUUCUCCAACUGUCAGAUCAUCAAGGAAAACCAGGGCAGAAUCUGGAGAUUCUCUAGAAAAUGUACUUUCAUUAACUCUUCUCAAAGAAUUAAAUGUCCCAAAUAGAAUUCUUGAGGUUUCACAUGCCAAGGUUGAAGAAUCUAGUAGAAAAUCAGAAAUACAAGAAGUAGAAAAUAUAAAAUUGGAGGAGAAUGAGAUUGAAGAUGCCUGUUCUAAACAAAGGAAAGCUGAUGUCUCACUGAAACUAGAACUGGUAGAUUCAGCUGAAAUUCUUUCAAGGAAAGAUCUUCCCUUAGAUUCUGUAAAUGUUCAGAAAGACUUAGUUAGAUUAGCCAUUGAAAAUCUUCAUAAAAAAGAGGAAAUGUUGGAAGAGAGACCAUCAGAUCAAGGUACAGAUCAUAGUCCAAACAUCCAAUCAGGAAAACACUUUCAUGAACAAAAGAACAAAAAAGAAAGAGACUUAUCUUGGUCAGAACAUCUUUUUGCUCCUAAAGAGAUAUCAUACUCUGAAGAUUUCGAAGUAUCUUCUUUCAAGAAAGAAAUUUCAGCUGAACUAGACAAAGAUGAUUUUGAGAUGUUAUCUUUGUUGUCACUCAGGAAAGACUCUCAGUCUUGCAGCGAUAAGUCACAGCCAACAAAGAGCUCUAGAAGUAGAGCCACCAGCUUUGGUAGUGAUGAUGAAAUCAGUGAGUGCCUCAGUGAGAAAAGCCUUUCCAGUCAUAGCAAGGUCCACUCUGAAAGGCUGUUAGAACUCAAGUCCCCUACAGAGCUUAUGAAAAGCAAAGAGCGCAGUGAUGUGGAGCACGAACAAGGAAUUACUGAAUCCCCUUCAUUGCGGUCAGUUUGUGCAGCAGAUGAGUUACUUGAUUUUCACGUUGGUGAUAGGGUGUUGAUUGGCAAUGUUCAGCCAGGAACUCUUCGAUUUAAAGGUGAGACUAGUUUUGCUAAAGGAUUUUGGGCUGGAGUGGAGUUGGAUAAACCUGAAGGAAAUAACAAUGGAACGUAUGAUGGCAUUAUAUAUUUUGAGUGCAAAGAAAAGCAUGGCAUUUUUGCUCCUCCUCAAAAAAUAUCUCACAUUCCGGAAAACUUUGAUGACUAUAUAGACAUAAAUGAAGAUGAAAACUGUUACGCAGAUGAACAAUAUCAAUACUAUAAUCAAGAGCAAAAAGAAACAGAGGGUCCAAAAGAUAUUAAAAAAGAUGUAAUUGAAUAUUUUUAUGAAAAAUCUCUACCUAGUAAUAAACAUGAUAUAGAAGCCUCCGUUGAUACAGAUAGAAGCCUUAAAAUAGAAACAGACAAUAUCCAGGACAUCUCUGGGGUACUGGAAACCCAUGUUCACCAACAAUCUUCAGUGAAUUCACAGAUUUCUUCAAAGGAAAACAAAGACUUUGUUUCUGAUGCCACAGAACAGGUUUCUAUAGCUGUGGAAGACAAUAGUUUAGAUAAUACCUUUUCUGAAGAAUUAAAGAGGCAACAGCAAUUCACAGAAAAGAAAGAGCACCUAUAUUCAGAAGUUUCAGAGAAGCUUUCUACCCCACUGCUGGACCUUUUAUCAAGAGAAAAAAAACAAUUAGAAGCCCAGCAGAAGUCAUCACUAACAGAGGAAAAAAAGUCAAAGCAACAGCUGGAAACAGUCAGCUUACUGACAGACAACUUACUAAAAGUCUUUGUGAAGGACACGGUCAGUCAGCUACAACAAAUCAGAAAAGCUAGGAAUGAGAAAAUCCAGAUUAGCAAUCAGGAGCUUCUUGAUGAUGAGCAAAAGAAAGUACCACCCCAAGACCUAUCCCAAAAUCUUGAGAAACAAUCACCAAGUAUUCAAAGUUGCUUCUUACGGUCUGAAUUAGAAGAUGAAAAAGAAGAGAUUUCCUCUCCAGAUAUGUGUCCCAGACCUGAGAGCCCAGUAUUUGGUGCCAGUGGGCAGGAAGAACUUGCUAAGAGACUUGCUGAACUUGAGCUCAGCCGGGAGUUUCUGAGUGCAUUAGGAGAUGAUCAAGACUGGUUUGAUGAAGACUUUGGUUUGAGCUCUUCUCACAAAAUCCAAAAAAAUAAGGCAGAAGAAACGAUUGUACCUCUAAUGGCCGAACCUAAAAGAGUAUCCCAGCAGCCAUGUGAACCAUUACUGGCAGUCCCACAUACUGCAGAGGAAGUAGAGACUCUUGUAUAUAAUGCAGCAGAAGAACUUUGGAAAUGGAAAGAAUUAGGCCAUGAUCUUCAUAGCAUCAGUAUGCCUACAAAACUGCUUGGCUGUGCCAAUAAGGGUCUAGAUCUAGAAAGUACUAGUAAAAGGGUCUAUAGACAGGCGGUUUUUGAUUUAACGAAAGAGAUUUUUGAGGAAAUAUUUGCUGAGGAUCCCAACUUAAAUCAACCUGUGUGGAUGAAGCCAUGUAGAAUCAACUCUACGUACUUCCGACGAGUGAAAAAUCCAAAUAACCUUGAUGAAAUUAAGAACUUCAUCGCAACUGAAGUGCUCAAGUUGUUCAGUCUUAAAAAGGAGGCAAACCACAAAACAGAUUGGCAGAAAAUGAUGAAAUUUGGAAGAAAGAAAAGAGACCGAGUUGAUCAUAUCCUGGUUCAAGAGCUCCAUGAGGAGGAGGCACAGUGGGUGAACUAUGAUGAGGAUGAGUUGUGUGUGAAAAUGCAGCUAGCCGAUGGGAUCUUUGAGACCUUGAUUAAAGAUACUAUUGAUGUUCUGAAUCAGAUCAGUGAAAAACAGGGGAGAACGCUACUUGUGUGACAUCUUGCAAAUAAAUCCAACACUGAGUGCUAAUAUGAGUCCUGGGCCUUUCUGCCUCCUGACACACACUCCAUCUCCAUCGUAGCAAGAGCACUUCCAGACCUUGUAGUUCUCCUUAAAGACUACUGGUUUGGAGUCCAUGGGAUGAUGCAGUGUGUGUGGUACUGCAGCCUUUGCCUUUAGAGACUAUCCACUGGAUUACCUGGUUAUUUUCGGUGGGCAGGGUCACACUCCUGAUGUCGAAACACAGUAUAAUCCUACACCUCUUGUUAGCACCCCUACUAGUUCUAAGGUGAGGGCUGAAAACACCAGACUUACCUCUGAGCUUAGACUAGGGGAUCACUUCUGAAGUCAGGCAGGAGAGGUCUACAGGUAAAUGCAUCAUCAUUUUUGAAAUGUAAUCCUGGUCUAUACCAUGAAAGUUAUAAGUGGACCUUAUAGUCCCUAAACAGUAUUAGACCCUAAUUAACCACUUCUAGAAUAGGCAAGUUUAACAAUGCCUGCCUACUUCACAUUCUGGAGUUUAUUUCAUUUCUUUUUGAAGAACAUUUUUUCCCAUUAUUGCAGUUGAGCAGCUCCAAGUGGACUGUCAAGUAACAGGAUAAACAAUAGCUUUGCUUUCUGAGCACUAUCUAAAGAAAUGUAAACUUUGCAUUAUGUUUUGUUUUCUCUAUAUGGGCGUGAAAACAAAGACAUGCCCUCACUGAAGACUGGGCUCAAAGGACUGAUGCAGGACUGGGUCUUCUACUCCUUGGUUUACCCCUGCAUUUUUCUUACUUGUUCUAAACCUCUAACCAGCUGCUUCCAGACUCACAGAUACUCAGGACCAUCUCAGGCAUCCAGGCAUGGCAAAAGUGGAAAUAAUUCAUUUUGGCCUUCAAACCUUCAACUCCCAUCUCUCCCCAGGAAGUCAGAGACGCUGUUACUUGAAUGAUUUAGGAAAUGAGUGUGUGCACCAAAGACAAAAAGAUACUGUCUAUUGUUUGUGUGCUUGUUUUGCUCUAUAGAACAUUUUUUAAUUUAUUUUAAGAUAAAUUAUUAAGUUGAAAAUGUGUGUCUCUAUUCAGAAGUGAAAUUUUCUUCUUGUAAUGGUUAAACCUCUGUCUUGAAGCUUCUAUGGUUCACAGUCUUUGCACAGGAAACCUAUGGUUUUAACAAACCCAUACACAUAUCAAAAAAGUCAGUUUAAUUCAGUGAAAAGAAAGUGGGCUUUUCCAAGAUUACCUGCAGUAGCAAAAACAGGAUAAGAUGAUUUAAAGACUCUGCAAUUUAAUUUUGCCUCUCUUACAGCGUUGCUUCUCACAAUUAUUACCUGUAUCUGAAAGAAAUCUAUAGACUCUAGCUGCUACAUUAGAGCAUGUAAAGUGCUCUCCUGGGACCUCAGUACCCUGCCUUCUUGACUGGUUUCUCUUAAUCAGUCCUAUCCCUCUUCAAGUAAUCUAGAAGAAUGUGUAUAAUCUUAGGCGUGAAUGUAAAUGCCUUAAUAUUGAAGGUCCUGAUUAGAAGCAUGAUAAUAAGACAUCUACUAGAUUCAUAUUUACAAAUAUCAUAGAAUGUUACAGCUUCAAAAUAGGUUAGAAAAACCCCAAAGAUGGUAUAAUCUUUAAGUGUGCACAUUUUUUCAUUUUUGCAUCUUUCCUCCAAAUUUGCCUUUUCAUCGUCAGUGUUUCACUAUGCACACUUCCAUUUCUCUUUGGUUUUAUCUUGUCAUUAUAAGAAAGUUAAUGAAAUAAUCAUUGGAAUAUUUGCAUUUUGCACAAUGACUGGUAUGAUAGCUCUUGACAAAUAAGGAAAGCACUGAAAUGUUGUGAUUGAGUCUUGGGAAAUGCUCAUAUUGAUGUAUUACCAGCAUUUCUUCUGGGCUUUUGACAUUGAGCUGUAGUCUUGUAGCCAUAAUGAGCAAAUCAACUAAGAUAAACAAAGGUUUCUUGGGGUUAUUAACCAGUAAUUUAGAAAUAUUAUUUUCAUGUAGCCAAGAAAAAGCAAAAGCUUUUCUUCUCAGUUUGUAUUAUUUGGAAGACAGAAAUACAUCUUGUCUACAUCCUUUGACUGUUUGUAGGAUCACAUUGUCCUUAUGAUACUGAAAUUCUACAGCUGCUGUAAAUUUUUUAUAAAUGAAUAUCAAAAUGUUAUAGGAAUAUAGAUUGUUUUUACAUCUUAAUCAUUUGGACCUAAAAUCAAUUUGUAAUAAGAAGUUUAUCUUUACUCUUUAUGACAUUAUGAUUCCAGAAAAGGAAAAAAUGUCAUAAGUCUAGAGUUCCCUUGUAAGAAAAUGCUGCCAAGAAUGUGGCGGUAACCAUCCUAACAUACUCCAGCUGUCUUUACUAUCUUAAGAACCCUGGGUUCCAGAUGAGAGGCAGGAAAAGAUCAGUUUUACUCUUUGCUAGAAAUGAUUGUCCAUAGUUUGGUAGCAAGAAACAGGGGAAUCUGUAGUUAACAGAUUUCUUAUUAUUUUACCUAUUUGGAUCUAAUUGAAAAGGGUUUAUUGUUAGGAUUCAGAAUGAUAAAUAUGGAAACUCAGUCACUCGUUCCAUAUUGGUAUCUUUUUAAUCAAACUCUGCCUCUUAACCAAGAACCUAAUAUUCCCUCUUCUAAUCUUUGUUCCUUCUCCCUACACCCACAUCCUCUUUUACUCUUUCUUCAUAAUUCCUCUACAAAAAAGAUCUUUGCAUCAGCAGUAAUAUCUUUUAGAAUAGCACUAUCAGAAUUUAGUAGUAAACCAACAUACAGGCUUCAGAUUUACUUCUGAGUCCAAAACAAUUUGUGCUAUCCAGAGUGGUUAACUCUGGGUUAAAUAACUACAGGGUAUAGAUUCCCUCUUCAGGUCUAAACAGGAAUUUUUACUCUAGGGAAAAGUGUGAAGAGCUUAAAAGUAGUUGAUAAGGAAGGUAAUUUGUUUUUCUUUUACCUAAAAGAAAAGAAAAUUCCUUCUGUGACUACAGGUCUCUGAGAAACUAUCUUUCAAAAGAGAUUUCAUUGCUCAUAAGAGUGUUGUGGCCUAUUGAUAAAAACAGUUUUGUUCACUUUCUUGUCUUGAAAAAAGUGGCCUUAGCUUUUUGCAAUACUUGAAUAAAGUGUGUACUUGCAAAAGAAUUUCUGUAGCACAGCAUUAGAGACUCAUAACUUUUCUGCAAGAAAUUCAACUUACAUCUUCCUUUUACUACCUUAAGAAUACUAGUGAAUAAAACAUUAAUUCAAAGAGCAAAUGAUAGAAACUACAAUGAUGUUUAAUGCAAAUUGUAGGAAUUUACAUGUUUACAAAUCAUCUUAAACUGGUUGUGCAGCAAUUCAAUAAAAUAUCUUUGUAUUAUAAAAAUGUGAAGAAAAAAUGUAAACUGAUGUAAAGGAGGUACUGUCAUUUUAAUUAACCUAUGUUUAAUAGCUUUUCCUUCUGACUUUGCAAAGCCUUCUUGGUAAACACAUUGCAAAGCAUUCUCUGGGAGGCUUGGCCUCCUUGUAUGUACUGUACUGUGCAGACAUGAAAAAUAAACCCGUUUACUGUGUAUGUGUAAAUAGCCUGGUCAUCAGGCCAUUUUCAGCCAAUAGUCACAUGCAGUGCAGUUUUGCACAGACUUGAGGGUGUGGUUUGUAAGUAUAAUCUGUAAAUUAACUGGGAUUAAUUCCCAUGUAUACCUGUGUAAAUAGAUUUGUUAACUGAAAUGUACUUUAAGGAAAGAUAAAAUCUGUAAAUAAACUGAUUUAUAAAUUAA
This is a messenger RNA of Nycticebus coucang (slow loris), 13439 nucleotides long. RefSeq names its product centrosomal protein 350 (gene CEP350). Gene Ontology annotation, biological process: microtubule anchoring. Bases 379 to 9729 code for a protein of 3116 amino acids. Gene Ontology annotation, cellular component: centrosome. Gene Ontology annotation, molecular function: microtubule binding. Lineage: Eukaryota; Metazoa; Chordata; Mammalia; Primates; Lorisidae. The record is from RefSeq and is a predicted model, not a curated record. The transcript is spliced from 38 exons.